This is a messenger RNA of Octopus sinensis (East Asian common octopus), 513 nucleotides long. RefSeq lists its product as uncharacterized. The record is from RefSeq and is a predicted model, not a curated record. The coding region runs from base 1 to 513 and encodes 170 amino acids. Lineage: Eukaryota; Metazoa; Mollusca; Cephalopoda; Octopoda; Octopodidae. The transcript has 3 exons.
AUGCCUACACAUGCGGUUACACGACUGUGUGGAUUAUGCUCAGUAAUUAAUGUAAGUAGCCGAUAUCUAGAAAGCUCUGAAGAAGCAGUACUGAACAAAGGUCUCAACUUUGCAACAACCACGAAGCGCAUUCUAUAUUUGGAUAUAAUAGCCCCUAUUGAAGAGAUAACCGUAAAUAUACCAAAAGCUCAGGGAGAUGAACUAAGGUGGAAAGUGAGACAGGUACUGGGAAAAGUGAAAUUUCCCAAACCAAAUAUCACUAAUGAAGAAAAGUUCGCUAUCAAAAGAUUACAGAUUGACAAUUCCAUCAUAAUACUUCCAGCGGGCAAGGGAAAUACUACAGUGGUGAUGAACAAGUCUGACUACUUUGAAAAAUUGGCCACGUUCCUAAGUGAAACAAAUAUAAUCAACAAAUACUUCAACAAACGAGACACAGUAUUAACGCAUAUCCGUUUUGUUGGCCAAUUAUAUUACAAUUCCACUUUCAAGCAGAACAUUCAAAUUAUCCAUUAA